Hyla sarda is the source of this 1053-nucleotide messenger RNA. RefSeq lists its product as uncharacterized. The record is from RefSeq and is a predicted model, not a curated record. The transcript has a single exon. Gene Ontology annotation, biological process: virion attachment to host cell. The coding region runs from base 1 to 1053 and encodes 350 amino acids. Lineage: Eukaryota; Metazoa; Chordata; Amphibia; Anura; Hylidae.
AUGACCAUAUAUUAUAAGAAGCCACUGACCAUAUAUUAUAAGAAGCCACUGACCAUAUAUUAUAAGAAGCCACUGACCAUAUAUUAUAAGAAGCCACUGACCAUAUAUUAUAAGAAGCCACUGACCAUAUAUUAUAAGAAACCACUGACCAUAAAUUAUAAGAAACCACUGACCAUAUAUUAUAAGAAGCCACUGACCAUAUAUUAUAAGAAGCCACUGACCAUAUAUUAUAAGAAGCCACUGACCAUAUAUUAUAAGAAGCCACUGACCAUAUAUUAUAAGAAACCACUGACCAGAUAUUAUAAGAAGCCACUGACCAUAUAUUAUAAGAAACCACUGACUAUAAAUUAUAAGAAACCACUGACCAUAUAUUAUAAGAAGCCACCGACCAUAUAUUAUAAGAAGCCACUGACCAUAUAUUAUAAGAAGCCACUGACCAUAUAUUCUAAGAAGCCACUGACCAUAUAUUAUAAGAAGCCACUGACCAUAUAUUAUAAGAAGCCACUGACCAUAUAUUAUAAGAAACCACUGAUCAUAAAUUAUAAGAAACCACUGACCAUAUAUUAUAAGAAGCCACUGACCAUAUAUUAUAAGAAGCCACUGACCAUAUAUUAUAAGAAGCCACUGACCAUAUAUUAUAAGAAGCCACUGACCAUAUAUUAUAAGAAGCCACUGACCAUAUAUUAUAAGAAGCCACUGACCAUAUAUUAUAAGAAGCCACUGACCUUAUAUUAUAAGAAGCCACUGACCAUAUAUUAUAAGAAGCCACUGACCAUAUAUUAUAAGAAGCCACUGACCCUAUAUUAUAAGAAGCCACUGACCAUAUAUUAUAAGAAGCCACUGACCAUAUAUUAUAAGAAGCCACUGACCAUAUAUUAUAAGAAGCCACUGACCAUAUAUUAUAAGAAGCCACUGACCUUAUAUUAUAAGAAGCCACUGACCAUAUAUUAUAAGAAGCCACUGACCAUAUAUUAUAAGAAGCCACUGACCUUAUAUUAUAAGAAGCCACUGACCAUAUAUUAUAAGAAGCCACUGAACAUGGUCAUUCAUUAA